This is a messenger RNA of Lachancea meyersii CBS 8951, 1880 nucleotides long. Lineage: Eukaryota; Fungi; Ascomycota; Saccharomycetes; Saccharomycetales; Saccharomycetaceae. The record is from the annotation of a GenBank genome assembly.
AUGCAUUUUUCCCAAUUAGGCCACGGAACAACAACUUACCUCGAAGAUAUGGAUAGUGUCAGUGGUUGUGAGACCCCGUCUAAAAUUCCACUGGGUCAGUACCUAUUCUGGAGACUGCUGUCAUGCGGAACAAAACUGUUUUUGGAGUUCCAGGCGACUUCAACCUGGGAUUGUUGGAGCAUAUGUAUUCGCCUGAGGUGACGGCUUCAAAACUCCAGUGGAUUGGAACCUGUAACGAGCUCAACGCGGCGUACGCAGCCGACGGGUAUUCUCGCUGCACCAAUAAAAUCGAGUGUCUCAUCACCACAUUUGGGGUCGGAGAGCUUCCUGCUCUGAACGGUGUGGCAGGAGCGUUUGCCGAAAAUGUCAAAUUAUUGCACAUUGUGGCUGUGACACCGUCAAAAUUUUGGGCUCACGGUAACGAGCGCGCUUCAUAUAACGUUCACCAUCUCGUUCCUGCUCUCUCAAACUCAAAUUUCGAACCUCCUAAUCAUCGCGUAUACUUCGAUAUGAUACACGAUCGAGUCUCGUGUUCCAGCGCCUUUCUAGACGACAAAAACACAGCCUGUGACCAGAUCGAUAAAGUCAUCAAGGACAUCUACCAAUGCAGUCAACCAGGCUAUAUUUUCAUUCCCGCCGAUUUUUCUGACAAGUUGGUUUUUGGAACAGAAUCUCUGCGAACGGCCCACGAUUUCGCUGAGCAAUGCUAGGAUCAAAUUGCGUGGCAGUGACGAAGAUGCUGCAGUUUGCGCAAAACUCAUUUUGCAAUAUCUGUAUGAAAGCAAGGCACCAGCAGUGAUCGCGAAUGCUCUUUGUGACCGUUAUGGUAUGAAUCACACGCUUAACAAACUCGUGAAGAAAUCCAACGUUUGGACCUUUAGCUCUCCCAUGGGGCGAUCCAUAUUGGAUGAAUCUUGCAAGAACUUCAAAGGGUACUUCAACAGGCGUGAACUGACCCUAGAGUCAUUAAUAACAUCAUGCAGUGUGAUUUUGUCUUACACGUUGGCGUGGUCAAAAACGAGAUAAAUGCUGGCAACUACUCUCUUAACUUUCAACCCCACGCACAAGUUAUGGAGUUGCACCCAGAAUAUAUCCAGAUUUCAAGUAUCAAUGGCAAGAGCGAAAAUCGUAUGUUCAGCGGGUGUUUGAUGGAGAAAGUUCUCCAUCCAGUACUCAAUGAGCUGGACGUUGCACGACUUGACAUGAGCUACCCUUCAUGUGAGACAAAAGAUGUUGAGAAUCAAUUGGUUCAGAUGCAGCAACAGACGAUAACCCAAGACUUUCUUCACAAAAGCUUACCCAAGAUAAUCAACGCUGGUGAUAUUCUAAUUGUGGGAACCGGUUCAUUCCAGUUUGGAAUUCGUGAUCAAGUUUUCUCCUCCAAUCUGAAAUACAUAUGGCAGACUUUUUAUCUUUCCAUUGGAAUGGCUUAACCGUGCGCUCUCGGCGUGAGACUCGGUAUGAGAGACCACCCGCUGCACCACGUAUGCACAAUGGAAUCACCUAAACUAGUACUUUGUGAAGGGGACGGAGCUGCCCAAAUGACGGUUCAAGAACUGACCACUUUCUUGCGCUACAAAGUUCCUCUGGAGAUUUUCAUCUGGAUCAAUAGUGGCUAUACUGUCGAGAGAGCCAUUCGAGGUCCAACGAGGCCAUACAAUGAUCUCAUGGCCUGAUACUGGACGAAGCUGCUCAAUGCGCUUGGAGACAAAGACGGUAGCAUGUCUAGCAGCAAGUUGCUUCAAAACGCUGACGAAUUUUUGGAAUAUAACGAAACGUUCCGCAAACCUCACGACAAGCUUGUUAGGUUGGCAGAAGUGAUUUUAGAUGUGAUGGACUUCCCUGAACAACUGAAAACCAUUGCAGUGGCCAAUAAACAU